GCAGCGUGAGCGCGAGCGACUAACCUUGCUGGAGGAGCGAUGUGAGAUAACAGAGGAGGGCGGACUUCCACAAGGCGGAGGCGAAACGCAAGGAGGGGGGAAGUGUGAGUGGGUGAACGACAGUAUUGUGCCCCUUCGCAAUAUCUUGCUGCUUCCCCUCCCCCUCAAAGUCAGUACUGGGACAGACAUGCUAGUCACAUCUGUACACAUCGGGAGCACAGUCACUACACGCCAGCAGUCUGUGUGGCCGACAGCAGGCAAUGUCUUACGGUGUCUAUGUGUCUACACUACGUAAAUAAGCUCACAGGUUGAUGGAGACGCCGCCCUGGGGCAGGGGACAUGUGCUGGGCCGCGGUCCAGUCAUCUGUCUGUCCACUAGGGUCUCUAUCUGUCGCGAAGUGUGCAGUAAGCUCAAGACAGGAAUGCAUCUGCGAAGUGAACUAUCAUUACUACCUUGGGACAUGCAUCAGAUUAUAGGUUUAGAUUCCAGCGAACAUUUCACCUGAAGACAGGUGGAUGUGGCACCGAGACGGAUCUGCACAACAAGCGAACUUCUGGGAGAGCGUUCUUCAAGCAAGGAGGCUGGAGUCGUUUUCUAGGGUCGGACUCCCAUUGGGACUACCAGCUACAGCUUGGUGCUGAUGUCAACACAAAGGUGGUGGAGACUACGAAGAGGCUUUUAUAAGACAACAUUUUCCCCUUUUCUCGACAUUGGCAUGAUUUCUCUGAACGAAACUCAUGCCUGGCGAUGGCUUGGCACAGGAGCACCACAUUGAGGCUUCAGUGUAGGUUGGCGUACGGAUGGUCAGGUUAGUUCCAAUAAUGUCCUGCAAGGCUGAAUCUAUAUACAAGAUUAUCCAGUCCGUCGAAAUAUGUUUCUUUGAGGACAUCCCCCUGUCCAUUCGUCAGCAUCCCUUCUACAUACCACGUGGCUCGUACAUCCAGAGGUGGACGUGUUUCUUGCUUCCAAUAACAGUCACGAGAUGACUGUAUGUUGUCUCUACUGACGCCAGCGGAAGUGACAUCAGUGACAGGCAGCUAUGCUGUCGCUACUUCACCAUUUCGCUGGCAACCACUUUGUCGUGCGGAUGCUGUAAUGCUCAACGUUUGCAGGAUACCGUAUGGGUGGGAAGACCUCCAUCUGCACACCGACUGUUAGGUCUGACAGAUUAACUGGAAGACAAAGAACGAGAGAAGAUUAAUCCUCACUGUAACUUGGGAUUCGGCGCUGGAUCAAGACUUGUGUGAUGAACAUUCUGGAAGGAGGCUAGUAAUCAACCAGCAUGUACUGCAACGAAAUUUGCCCAGCAGUAGCUUGGAACUCUCGUCCUGAGACUUUCUGGAAGAGUACCGAGUGGAGCGUUGGCAUGAACGACAGACAUCCCCGGGAUGACUUCGCUCUCUGGACAUCGCCUCCUCAGCAAGGGGGAGCCAGUGACAUGACAAGUCAAGCAGCCACGCCCACAACAGACCCUCACCAAUCCAGGGGAUGCCAGUGGGGGCUGGGGGAAUCGGACGGACACAUCUCCCCAGGGCGUCGCUUCCACACCAGUUCCCCCCUCAGUGACCUGUUCUCUUCGACCACUGAGCCACAAGCGCGGGGCCCGUCCGGUUUUAAGCCGCCCGAUUCUCGCUCAUCGUUCCCCAACUUUCUUCUCCACUCAGCGGCCAGUAGGCUUGAAGGACUGGACCCGAGAUCAACCUUCUACAGGCCUUCAUCAGGUGAAGAUUCGUAUUUCAAGUGGAGUAAACCUCACACGUCUGAUCAUGCAGCUUGCAUGAUGUCAAGGGAUUUCUGGGGUGCCCUUGGAGGAGACAGUGGGGGUGUGGGCGGGGUGGGGGAGGUUCACCGCGGCAGCGUUGGAAGCGUGGCCAGCUACUGCCGCACCUCCAGCGCAGGCAGUCUCAGUGGACCCCCCACCCCCACCACCGGGGGACCUCCCAACGCCCCGGGGGCCGGACCCAACACCCCCUUGGUCAUCCCACAGCCCGUGAAGCCUCAGUCCCGCGUGAACAAGACCUAUCAGUGCAAGAUGUGUGAUCAGAUCUUCAACACCAAGUCCGACAUGCUGAUCCACUGUCAGCAGAUUCACAAGCAGGACCCCAAGCCCUACAAGUGUCCCACAUGCUCCAAGUGCUUCGCUAACUCGUCUUAUCUCUCGCAGCACGCACGCAUCCACUCCGGCAUCAAACCUUACAAGUGUGAGAUUUGUGAGCGCAAAUUCACUCAGCUGACCAUUCUGAAGCAGCAUAUCCGCAUUCACACCAAAGAAAAGCCGUACCUCUGCACUCAUCUGGAGUGUGGGAAGGCCUUUACCCAGCUAUCUCAGCUGCAGCAGCAUGUACGAACUCACACGAACGAAAGACCUUUCCAGUGCAUGUACAUGGGCUGCGGCAAGGCUUUUACUCAGCUAUCCAUUCUGAAGCAGCAUAUACGCACGCACACGAACGAAAGACCGUACAAGUGUAUGCAUUUUGGGUGUGACAAGGCUUUCACUCAGCUGACCAUCCUGCAGCAGCAUGUGAGAAUUCACACAAAAGAAAAGCCGUAUCAUUGUAUGUACCUGGGCUGCGGCAAAUCCUUUACUCAGCUGGCCCACCUCCGAGCGCACAUCCGCAUUCAUACUAACGAAAGGCCGUACAGUUGUAUGCACGAAGGGUGUGGCAAGUCUUUCACGCAGCUAACGCAGCUGAAGCAGCAUGUUCGCAUACACACGAACGAAAAGCCAUACAGUUGCACACACGAGGGGUGCGGCAAGACGUUCACUCAGCUCUCACAGCUCCAGCAGCACGUUCGCACUCACACGAACGAAAGACCGUACCGCUGCAUGCACCAGGGUUGCGGCGAUACAUUCAUUCAGCUGUCGCAUCUGCAGCAGCAUAUUCGUACGCACACUGGCGAAAAGCCGUACAAAUGCAUGCACCCCGGGUGCGGCAAGGCCUUCUCGCAGCUGUCUAAUUUGCAGUCUCACUCACGCUCACACAUGACGGACAAACCCUUCCGCUGCAACUCCUGCUACAAGUGCUACGCCGACGAGCAGAGCCUGAGGGAGCAUAUCCCCAAGCACUCGGACACAAAGCACCUGAAGACGCACAUUUGCCACAUUUGCGGCAAGUCCUACACACAGGAGACCUAUUUGACAAGGCACAUGGCCAAGCACUCCCAGGACCCCAGUAACCCCAACGGCAUGGGCCCCAAGCCUCUGCCCCACCCUAUCAAGCAGGAGCCUGUUGAGCCUAACGACCGGGACUUCAUGCCCCACCCCCAUGAUAAGUCGCCCACCGACCUGGGGCCCAGCAACACUGGCAGCACUGGCCCGGACGCCGGCGGCGGAAUUGGCGGAGGUGGGGGCGGAGGAGGAGGUCCGGGCGGCCCAGCAGGAACCCAGUGCGGGCGCAGCGUGUCCUCGGCGUUCAUGCCGUUGUCUCCGUUUCCUCCAACGACCUGCUCAAGCGCCAACACCGGCCCGAGCACUGCAGCCGCUGCAGCCGCCGCCUACCACCACUACGGCUCGGGGCUGGCCCACACGGGGCUGACGUCACCGCUGCCGCACAUCUCCUCCAUGGCCUCUCCCCGCUACUUCCCCUACGACCCCAUCGGCUUCCGCAAGGAUGCGCCUGAGCGCAACCUGAACAUGGGCAUGGGGCGAGACAGCAUGAUCGCCAACAGCCUGCUCAGCCUGCAGCACAUCAAGAACUACGCCUCGCAGCAGAUGCCCAGCUUCACCCCGACCUGCACCACCGCCUCGCGCCUGGCGUAGUGGCCAGGGGGCGCCACUCACUCCAGCGGCAGUUACUAAGUCAGGGCGCGGGCUGUCGGUGCACACACCCUUGGAUAGGCCACGUGACUAGGGCGGGAGGAGAGGGGGGAGGGGACGAUUUUUUUCAUCCAAGUCUGUCCGCUUGCUUCGAACUCUUAAACACAACUUGUCAAGUCGGCAAAAAGUUCCAGGGUUAUUAGGUCAGCUAUGGUCUCGCGGAACACGUGUCUUUACAGAUCCUUAAUUGACUUUCUACAACAAGGAUUCUUCCUCAUCUAAGUAAGAUGGCAGUGUUAGAUUCACAAAGCAGUUCUAGCGUAAUAUUCUCAGCAACCACCCCUAAAAAUCCCAUUCCUCCUAAUGUUCUAAUUUUUAAAAGCCAACAUUUUGGACUUAUCCAUCGCCGUUUAGUCUCAUCAACGGCCAAACGACAAAAUACUGCGUCGUCUGAGCCAGUGAGUAAUCAGCUUUGAAAUUUUCUGUGGUCGCUGAAACCAACAAAAUAAUAUAGCUGUUUAAAGUGAAAAAAACAAAACCAAAACAAAAUACAGUGUGUAACUUCGAGAAGUUUGGUUUAGUCUGUCGCUUACAACACGCAACAAGGCGAGGUGCACUAUAGGACAAGGUAGGACAAAGCUAGGACCAUUGUAGCUAUACCGAGAGGAUCAAACCAGAAACCGGCUUUGCGUUUCUUGGUGAAUUUGAAGGGACACAAAACUGAUCUAUGCCCUGGAACUAGUUGUCGGCUUGGUGACGGACAGACUGGAGUAGCGAGAACAGUAGGACUUCAACUCGGCCCCAUCUCUCUCCCUCUCUCGCUCAUUCUCGUUCUCGGCGAGGAGAAGCGGGACGAAAGGUCGAAGCAGAGGCAGGAAAGACCUGGACGGUCUUGCUGCAUGCGUGAUUUUUCCAUUACAAAAAAUAAAAAACCUAUUUAAAAGUGACUUCACUCAAGAGAGACAAGAGGAGUACUGGGAUCACAUCUUUUGGAGAUAACACUACAUCUCUAGACGAGGCGCAUGGUAUCUUUCACCUUCAGUAUUUACAUCUGUGUACAGAGACUGUUCAGUGUACAUAUUCAUGUGUACAGACCCUUGCUAGAUACGUUUAAUGGAGGGCUUUUAUUUGCCGGGACGAUGUCAAAAUGGCGGGUGACAUUAGCAAGUAUUAUACACAGACAUCGUGAGGCUGAAGGGUUAUAUGCCACUUCUGGUAAUAGAGCUCAACAAACACACCAACACUAGAUGCUGUCAAGCGCACACAGCUCACAUCUUUUUCAUGUCACGUGACACAAACAUUACACAGCAGCACCAGCGUCUGUCUAUUUUUCUGGAAACUGAGAUGGCGAGCGUCAGCAAAGACCAUAGAAUUUCAGCAAUCUCUUUCUAUCAUGAAUUAAUAAGAAAAACAACUGAAAGAGAUCAGUAUUACAGUAUUAAUAAUUUAACAUUCUGCUUCUUAAUCUGUCAGUAUUUUUCGGUAAUUUCCCAGAGCAGGAUUACACCUUUGGCCCACUUUGAAUUCCAGAACAUUUGGCUAUUGCUUCAUCCCAUCCCCUUUGUGGAAAACCUCCCAAAAAGAUCUGUCCCACUUGAGAGUGUAAGAAAUAUUUGCUGAAAUUCGUUGCGUCUUGUUACGACCAUUUGCUGGCUUUUAAAAAGGCGGUAAAUGUUUCGCUUCAUCGUCAGUCGUUGCGCUGUUCUCUGGACACAUCUCAAAACACAAAAACAAAGUGUAGGCGUCUCGGAACCCUGGGCGGCAGGCUUGCAGACGUUGGCUCCACUCGCGAUGACGAACAAGUAAGCCUGCAGUCUCUGGUGGUCGGCUCUGCCAGCAGCUGCCAGCCUGCCGCUCAGCCCUUCUACUGUUUCGGAGUGAGAGAUAGGACGAGGUUCGUUCGUGCUUACGCUUGGCUCACCGCGCUGUUUUAGUUUGGGUCGUCUGGUCGUGAUGUAUGUUAGUGCUUGUGACACUCAAUCCCAUGGCAUCACGGCGGUGGCUGAGGCAUUCGGUUACAGCAACAAGGUGCUCAAUGUGUGUCGUGUGCAUGCAUUCGAUCUAGUUGAACACAGCUGUGUCGUGCUGUCUGUUUCCCCACUUUUCUCCCAUCUUUAUGUUGACUCGUGCUUUCAGAGAGCUUGUCCACAACUGGGACAACAGCAGCAUCCUGCUGUACAGCACUACACGCGAUAAUACUGUGUAGAGAAAAGGUUUCCCUGUAGAAUACAUUUUUUUUUUAUUAAAAAAAAACUGAUCAUGAGAAUUUGCGGGAAAAAAAGUGUUUCAAGUUAAAUCGACAGAAGAAUUUCGCAUAUUGUUACCAUUUUAUACUUAUAGAAGAUAAUCUGAUGUGCAUGUGUGGGUUUUUUUUUUUUAUUUGAAACAUCUGUGUUGUAGACUUAGUAGAAGCUGAUCAGAAAACCAUUUUCGGAUCUAGUCAUUGUAUGGUGCUGAUCUGUUUUGCAGACGCCAAGCGCAUCGUGUGGUCAAACCACGGUUUUAAGAACGUUUUUUCAGAACUAAAAACACUGAAGCGAAACCGAUAUGGCUGUUUGUUACUCUUGUCAAUUUUAGUAGAAUUCACCAAGUCUAAUUCUGCUCAGUUUUGGGAAGCAUUCCAUAUCGCCAUCGUGCCUAGUUCAGGGGAGAGGAGAGCCGGCCAAUCAAAAUGGAGAUUGCAGGUAUCUGUUCGUCAGCGCGAUGGUGGCCUCCCCCUGGCUGGGCAAGAUGGCGACUCUCACGACACGUCCUCGUGCAACUCGCGAUCUGUUUGUGCGGUGUUGUGGAACUUUUGUAACCCGACUUCGAUUUGCAGGCAUGCACGCAUGCACGCGCAUUAGUCGCGUGUGUGUUGCUGUGUGUCUGUGUGUGCGUGUGUGUGUGUUGAUUGCGUGAGAAUGCGAGCUUACACCGCGUAAGGAUCUGUGUUGAAACUUUUGCUUUUUCAAAAAAAUAAUUUAACGUACCACAGUGAAAACUUGCUUCCGAUGAACCCUGCCAUGUACGUGUGUUUUAUGGUCUGUGCCAAUCAUUUUUUUCUGUAUGUAUGAAGUGUUUAUUGCUUGCAGGCCAACACAUAGCACAUUUGACCCACAAUGCAUGUGGUCAGGAGAAAUGUUGAUCAGCAUCCUAAUUAAUACUUAUUCCACGUUUAUCAAAGAAAGUUUAUCUUCUAAAGAUAACAUUUUCAAUUAAUCGUCUGUUGAAAUUUUGAACAAUGUUCUUAUGAGAACAUGAAUGUAUAGCAUGUUAUUAACACAGAUAUAAGCGACGCUUACAAAUCUUUGCUGGAAACUGUUCUCUGUUUCUGAUCAAGACUGUUUUCAGUUUCUCUCAAUUGCUGUACUGUAUUGCAGUCUGUUUAGCCGUUGAUUACUUACUGCUUGCAGUGUAUAUUAUAAAAACAAAUCAUUUCACACAUAUAUUUGAUCUUCAAAAACUUUUGUGUCUUAACUAAAAAUCUUGCACUGUCAACAGCCAGUUCCCUCUGCUAACAUUUCAUUUUAAACUGAAAUGAGUCGUUUUAGCCGUGCCAUUGCUUCAGCUAGAAUCACGUUUUCACUUUUACUUAUUUUCUUUUUUUUUUUUUUUUUUUUGUCUUUCACUUUCAAGGAAAAAAAAAUUUUUUUUUUUAUUUGCCACCAGCUUGUAAACUGGUGAAGAGUGAUUUUUGCAGCUUGGCUAUGACAACAAAUUUGUAUUUAAAAAGUCUACUUAAAACUGCGGUAGGACCUACAUGUAGAAGGUAAUCAAUCAGAACUCAAUCAGUCCUGCUUUGUGAUGAUCAACAGUUCAGCUAGCUAGUCGAUGUUUCGGUUCACCCAACCGAAACUUGUUAGUCUAUUGACACACCAACGCAUCUGCCUUUAUAAGAAAAUUACAUUAGUAAAGAAGCCUAAUAUAGAAAGCCUAUAAUUAGGUCGCCUAAUAAAAGAUUUUCUGAACUAAACGAUUUACUUAAAGAUUUAAGAUCAUCUUAAAGAUUUUUAAUAAAUUUUUAAUUCGAGGAGAACUUCUUUCAGAAAACGCCAAUUGUUUUCGCCUUUUUUUAAUUGUGGUAAUAAACAAAGGUUUAAAAAUCUUUUCCGUUCCAAAUCACCCUUCAUCCAGUAAAUAGUAGAAUUUACUUACACUCCCAGCUUUUGCAUGUAACUGGGUCAACGUAGUAUCUUCAUUUUUCCCUUUUCUAGAAAACUGUCCAUGUCCUUUUUUUGUAAAGCGGUGUAUUUUUCUUGCUUAGUUUCCAGUAGUUGUCUAUCGCAAGAUAUUUCCUUAAAUAAGUAAUGCCAGAACGUUGUCACGUAGAAAACAUAAACUUAGUCUUUCUAUCUCCAGUCUACCAACACUACCCUCCGCUUUGUUAAAGGGAAACCUUAUAUUUAGCCUCUAUUCCUUCCAAAUAGAUGCAUUUCCUUUGUAUUUUCGCUUUAUAUUCUGGAAAAUGUUGCUUGUAACAACAUCCAGUUGUUUUAGGUACUUAAACUUUUCAUUUCGCCAAUCAGCAGGUUUUUUUUUACAUUUGACUGUAUUCUUUUGUUUGACUUCGUUCUGACACCUGUAAUCUCCCAAAUGCAAAAAUCAAAACACGUUUGUUCAUGAGCUUACAUCUUUUUCUCAAUGGAUAGAACUCUCAUUCUAACCUUGUAGUUGUUUAUCAUUAGAUGGUCUGGGCUAUUGUCUACACCGAGUUGUUUUUUUUUUUUCUUUGUUUUCCUUUUUUUUUAUUUUUGUCGUUAUGAGCGCGAGCUAGCGACAAAAGAACUGCGUUCUUUACACGAGAAAAAAAUUCUGCAUAACAUUAAAUUGGAGAAAUGAAAUCAACGACAAUCUGGAGAUGCAGUACACCAUUACUAUAGCAACUCGUGCCUUUCGAAUCACAUCUAGGAGAAAGCAGCUAAUUCUUUCGCAUCAGAUACAGCGGUGCUACCUUUAAGCCUGCUGUUUCACAAACUGGCUUUUCCACAACCUAUCUGUCCUUCAAGUUUUACACCUUCAGCAUUUAUUUCUUGUCUUGUAUUGUUUACAUUUGCAAUGCAGCUUUGUAUAUUUUGAAUUUUUAUUCAUCACUGACCAGUGAUUGUCAGAGCCGGUGUGUUGUACAGAUUCUAGAUAUCUAAGCUGAAUUAGCUUUGUCAGUUUUCUGAGAUUCAUUCUUAAUCUUUACCAAAAAAAGAAAAAGAAAAAAAAAACCAAAAUCUUCCAGAGUCGCUAACGCGAUUUUGGGGUCUCAGAACUUACUUAUUCACACUAUUGGGAUGCUUAUCAUGUACACUUGUUCUGGUGACAUGUCAGAACCUGAUGUUUCUUGUCCAACAUAAUGGCGUGUUGUACCUAUACAUAUAUAAAUAUGUGUCUUUAUUUACAUUCGGCAUCAAAUGCCAGGUUUUGUGCAUGGAGGUUUGUUUCUAAAGUGGUUUGACCCUUUUUCUGUUUUUUAAUUCCGAGGUGCUUUUUUGUUUGUUGACUAUGCAGUAAUGUGGAGUGGUAGAUGAUUUUUAGUUUCUGCCGUGCGUGGAGGCGUGAGAGUGCGUUAGCGGGACUGUCUUCGCCGAGGACUACUGCAAAGCGUGUGGAGGAGCAGCGCCCCCUUUGUCUCGCCCUCAUCCCACGUGACUUGCCGACUCCGUGUCUGAUCACGCGCACACGAGCCCCCCUUUCCCCAUCAGGUUGCCGUUCUUUGAUACCUUCGUGUCUUGCUUCCUUUUCUGCAUUGUCGGUUUUUUAAAUCUCGAGAAGACGAAUUUUCAUUUUCGUGCUUUAGACCAUGUUUGCUUUACAUGUUCAUAAUUAUGAUAGCAGAACCUUGCCGCAUAUCUCUUGUAUCUUGAACAGGUGGGAGGGGUAGAGGAUGGAGAGGAAAGGGAGGGGGAUGCUGCACGUGAAGCUGUGUGUUGUGACAUGCGUGAUGUGUGUGUUGAGCUGCAUGCGUGCGUGCGUGCGUGCGUGCGUUCAAGAGGCGGGAUGGGGGACAUGGAAUGUCGCAUACUGUUCUUUAUGGCACAAGAACUUGUGUUCAGUCGAUAGAGAACCGGAAAGAAGAUUCGAGGUGACGACUUUUGUAUAUUUGAGUCAAGUAGGUCUUUUUAUCUUUCAGAUUAUGAUGCGAAAUUUUAAAAAAUGCUUCUCGUAAAUUGUUUUGUGAGAUUCAUGUGCCAUAUGUAUUAUGAUCAAAAUCCCUAUGUACCACAGUUAAUUUGUAUGAUAUAUAUGUAAAUGUUUGCAGUCACCCCCUUCCCUUGACACCCUCCCGUCGCAGCAUGUAACGAUCGUCAUUGAAGUAGCGUGCCCUUCUCGUGAUACGCGGUCAUGCGCGUGCAAUCCAAACGAUUCCGACUCUCGAUGUAGAUGUGACUUUGGUCUUUCCAAGCUUUAAAGCUGUGGAUCGCUUAGUUCUUCACACUUUCAGAGCUCUCUGUAAAUGGGACUACUACUACUAUUACUCCUACUACUAAACAAUAGCCAUUCAUUCAGCUGUUCCAAACAGCCGCAUGCCCGUAGCUCAUACGACGACGAUUUGCUCAUUCAGUAGGUUUUCUUCUCUCUCUGCAGCUGCGACUCUGUUGGUGAUGUUAAAGACUAGUUGUUGGUUUGUACGAGUGGGUACGGCACCGUUCACUUAUAUGAUGAAGCUCUUCAUUGUUGACAUAAUUUUACAGCCCCCCUCUCCAGCCCCUGGCUCUCCUACCCUCUUCCCCCCUCCCACUGUCAUGUUGACUUGUUUACUUUCUCCCGUGUUUUUUGAUCUCUCGGCAUGUGGUGGAGGUUACUAUUUCUCAUUGUCGUGAGAUUUGCGUGUCGUUUGUUGACUGUCGGUCCACUUACAUGUACAGAGGCGUUCAUGUUUUUGUCAGUCGCUGAGUGCACAUUUCCGAUGGUCUGUGAAGUAGUGCUCUCUCUUUCCUUCUCUUCGUCAGAACCUCUUCAACUUGCGAUGCAGCAAGUCAGACGGAGCGUGGUUUUAACUGAGGGCUCAUUUAUAGGGCACCUGCUCUGCUAGGAGACCGUCUGAUGGCUUAUAAUCUGUCUAUUGUUUGCGAAUUAGCCCACCCGUUACUCACCCACCCACAUUACCCUCUUCUUUAAACAAGGUAUCCAAAUAUCUGUGGAUGUAACUCCUUUAGACAUGUACAAUGUAGAUUAUUUCAUUUUGAAAUCAGUUCAUCUGUCGAUCCCACGCACCGUAUCCAGUGACAGUUUCCCCUAGUCAGCCAUUCUUAUCGACAGUUUCACUUUAAAUGAUUUCAAAGAACGUGGCGUAUGUAACAGCAAGCCACGUGGAGAUCAUCCAACAAUUAUUCUGGGCGCGAGCCCGUGUCUGUCCCCCUCAAACAUCUUCUUGGCCUGCGGCGAGCUUUUGUAACCAGUGACAGUCGUGUACCUAGUUUGCUGCUCCGCUAGCGACUUCUUUUUUUCUCUCUUUCUCUCUAUCUCGUACUGACUUGUACGACUGGCCUCUUCUACGCAUGCGCAAACAACCAAAUGCGGUCGCCAGCUUAACGAGUCUUGACUAUGAUCUUUUGACUGUUCAGUCAUUCUGUAAAAUACAAGACUACACCAAAGCCCACACAGUAUCAUGGAGGUAACACGACAAAAGCAAUCACUAGUCAAGCUACUUGAAGUACUGCAUUUUCACUACACACCGUCAAGGGACAAAUUGAAAUUCGGUCUGCGCAUGCGUCCCUGAAGUCAGCACAGGGAAAAAGUCACCUCCCGCGAAAAACGUACAGCCACCAUCCAAAACUAAACUCUUCCCCACUCUCUCUCCUCCUUUCACUCUCCUUGCACUCAUUUCUGACACACACACACACAGAUAGAUGACAUAAGGAAAUAAAGGAAUAAAAUAUCCUUGACCCACACAUCAGUCGGUGACCUCCUCAGAGAAGUAGGGAAAGAAAGCCAACGACGUCUUCCAUGCAGGGCGCACUAGGCAGCUUGUGGCUCUGGUCCCCAGGGAGCUUGUGGCUCUGAUCCCUAGGGAUUUCUCAGUCGACGCUCAGUUGAUCAUGCCCCUUGUACCAUCUCUUUGUUCAUGCAGCAGGGGGAGUUCUCUAACCGUGUACAUGCAGCCCGGGGGAGUGCUGUACCUCUGUACAACUGUUUCCCAGACAACGAUCUUGUUUCUUGGACUUGAUAUUUCAGAUGAUUAAUAACCGUACUACAUAUUAGUACUCCUACGAACAUUGAAUGUAUGCCAUUUUAAGUCGAUGUCUCUCAUGGUUGUGGAAUGACGAAUUCUUUCAUGUUUCACCUUUACCAAAAAAGAAAAAAAAAGUCUCGCACGUGAAUGUCUGGUUCCUUGUCUUGUAACGUCUCGGUUUUGUUUUUUUUUAACGUCCUACCACCUCAUCGUUGUUCUUGCAUUCUCAGUUUAUUAUUUUUUUCUGUCUGUGAGCAAAACAGUGGACAGCUGUUGUCUUAAAUGGACAAAAAAGAAAUGUGCUAGCCAGUGAGAGCUUGUCAGCGGGCGUUACUUCCAGGCGUGGAUAGUGGAUGGCAGAGCGAAGUGUCACGUGAUAUCCACAACGAUACCUGCUAGCAAGGUGGUCCUAUACACGUUACACAUCUAUAACGCACAAAAGCUUUCUCUUGAUAUAAGAACUUCUGAAAGUAUUUCAUGCUGGUCAGACUUUCUUCGGAAACAAAAGAGCGAGUUUAUAUUAAAAAAAAGGCUCUCAGCAUAUCGCCAGUAUCGCAGUGUUAAAACUACGCCCACUGAACGGCUCUCUGUUGUAUCAUAUUGCAGAUCCUCUAUUGUGAUGUUGUUCUAUUGUUAACACUCAUUGUUACAUUUAUUCUCUCGUUCUUUGUCGGUUUUUUUCCACCUAGGUCAAAGUCAGAAUCCCUUUUACCGAUAUGUUUAUUCCCCCUCCCCUCCUGGCCACUGAAGAUUAUGUUGCGAGUCUGUUGACUGGACUGAAUAGCUCAAGAUACAAACAGAACUUGUGUCAUGGUGUCGAUCAUUACUAUACUUCGCUCCAAGUAGCCUAGAGCUGUGCUCUUUUGAUCUGUGAAUUUUGUGAUUUUUUUGUGAAAGCUCCCACGAAGUUUCAAUGACAUUGCAACUCCUUAUGUGAUAACUAGAUGCCUUUGUGAAUGGAAAACUAGAAAGCGAUGUAAUGAAGUAGAAAUGUUUUUAGAUCAUCAUGCUUGGAGGUACAUCAACAUUGCCUGUACAGUAUGGCGACAUAAUGUCUCCUUCGCUAAGGCGUAGUUCUUACUGUUAGUCUCAAACGUAAGGUAACACUGGGAGAGUGCGUGGUACAAGCUGUAAGCAGCGACAUCCUGUUAGAAAAUGUAUGACAAUUCGCAGCGUUCUUCCUGCGACCAGUACCGAGGCCAUGCGAUGGAUGCGCAGGACGAUAGACUUCCGGUCUGCUGGAGUUGUCCACCUUCUCGCUGUGACGAUCAGCGGUGUUCCAUAGCGCCAUCUCUCCGUCAGCCAGCGCGGCAUUGUGUCGCUCACUUCCACAGACACAAUCGUUUGGCAGUUCCGUUAAUUCGGUUGAGAGUAUGGGUGGGUUAGGGUUGGGUGAAAAUUCCAACGGGAUCCGACACGUUGUCGUUAAAUGACAUAUACUGCCUUACCGCCUAGCGGUGAUGCUACGUUAUGUUAUAGAAGAAAAAUACUAAGCAAAUGAAGGCUUAUCAAAUUCCUAUUCCGAGAAAUGUUGGGGUUUCUGUAUGUUUGAGGUUUCUAAUGCAAACGAAUUCUGUCCGUACCAUGCUUUUACGGGAAUCAUUAUACAACACUUCACAAAGCUCUCACUCUGUCGUGCCCUUACACAGCAGAUGGUCUGAAAGACUUAAGAAAAUAAAAUGGGCACAUAUAUGGCAGCAGAUCGUGGCCUCCGCUUCAUCAGUAGAAUUAGGUUUUUUUUCUGUUGACAAUUUCUUUAAAAUGCUUGCUACUCGCUGUAAUUUCUUGGCCACCCCUAAUCUACAGAGAGAAAAACACCAACAGGAGAAAGAUUUAAUGACUGUAAAGUUUGAAUUGUUCAAUGUUUUCGAGCUGUAUUACUAUGUUUUAGUCGUUGACAAUGUGGCGGUCAAGCCACAUUUACAAGUUUUGGCAGUUUCCACUCUAAGAAAAACAACAAAGCGGACCUUGUUUUCAGUUCCUCUGACAGAGUUGUAGUCACAAGUUUCUUGUUGGAUAUUUUUCUGCUAUACUGCUACUUACAAAGGCAGCAACAUUCGGAAAAGCAACUUUUUCCAUGUUAUGCAAUUCUUUAAGUGUUUUUAUGCCUCAUGGCUUGGUGCUGUUCUCUUUUAGUAGAUAGGAAUUGCAAAGAUGGGUAAGAGACUUUCCGUUUAUCAUUUUAUCGCCCACUUCCCCCCCCCCACUUCUCCCCUCUUCACUCAACGCUUGGUUUCGCCUGCGUGGUGCGCCCCCUUUCUCUUUGGUUCCUUGUGCAGUAGUUUUGCCAAAGCACUGCAUGGCGGUUUCUAUUUAGCUUUUAAUGCAAAUCAAUGCCUUGCAGUUCUUGGGCUCUAUACACAUGGGGUGGUCCAAGCACAGAAGAGAAAAACAAAUCUAUAUCAGCAAAUUAUACCCAGCUCUUAAACAUUACUACACUGACUGCCUGUUUCGAAACUUUACUAAACGUCCUUUUUUUCAGCCAAACUCUUCAAACUUUAACAAAAAAUGGCCUUAUCGUAGCAGACAGCGAGUUUCACUUUCGGGUGCUUGUUCUUUUCGAUUAAAGCUGCGUUUUCCGGCGGAACACACGCACGUCUGCGCUGUUUGUUUCUGUGUAACUCACCUGUCAUGUCAUUUGGUCUUGGAACAGAAAUCAUUGUGAUAGAGGGUCCUUUGUCUGCGGCGUAUCAAGAACUAGAUCAUUUACAGGAUCCCAGAAGUACACAGUUGCUGAGGUAGCAACUUUAAAAAAGUAGCCUUUGUACCCAGUGUUUUAUCAUUACAUAAAUGCUGUAUGGUAGAUGUGUAACCUUGAUGUCGGUGGUGUCAGCUGUCUUCUAUUGCUAAAUGUAUCGAUGCUUUGUUAAAUAAAAAAUGCGAAAAAAAGUGAA
This is a messenger RNA of Pomacea canaliculata, 14792 nucleotides long. RefSeq names its product zinc finger protein 678-like. Gene Ontology annotation, biological process: negative regulation of transcription by RNA polymerase II. Gene Ontology annotation, cellular component: nucleus. Gene Ontology annotation, molecular function: RNA polymerase II cis-regulatory region sequence-specific DNA binding; DNA-binding transcription activator activity, RNA polymerase II-specific; DNA-binding transcription repressor activity, RNA polymerase II-specific. The transcript has 22 exons. Bases 1284 to 3761 code for a protein of 825 amino acids. NCBI's taxonomy places the organism in Eukaryota, Metazoa, Mollusca, Gastropoda, Architaenioglossa, Ampullariidae. The record is from RefSeq and is a predicted model, not a curated record.